Molecule: messenger RNA, 1443 nt
Organism: Corylus avellana
Lineage: Eukaryota; Viridiplantae; Streptophyta; Magnoliopsida; Fagales; Betulaceae
Source: RefSeq, a predicted model, not a curated record
AUGGAGAAUACAUUUCAACUCAAUGCAUUCAAUGAUGUUGAUUUGGGUGAUGAUUCACUUACUGCUGACCCUACUCCUGGAUCUGGUGUGUCUGCUAGUACUGAAUGCGCACUAGAUGAACAUGUUAAUCUGGUUUCUCCUGUUGUUGUUGAAUCUGGGGAUGGGGUGGAUGGGGCUAGGGCUAGGGCUUGGGUUGGGGCUGGGGCUGCGGGUGAAGGUGUGUCAGUUGCCUUUCAAAGGAAGGAAAGGCAAAAGACUUCCAAAGUUUGGAAUGACUUUUCUUCUAUUGAAAUAAAUGGUGUAAAAAAAUCCCAGUGUAAUUGGUGUAAGAGGUUGUUUUUUGUAAGGAAAUCUAGUACUACCUCCACCCUUAGUAGGCAUUUAACUGCUUGUGUGAAGUUUGUGGAGUUGAAUAGCCUUAAGAAGCAAAAGACUUUGUCAUUUGAACCUAGUGAUGGCAAUGAUGGUUUAGGGACCUUGACAAACUUUACUUUCAAUGAGAAGAAAGUUAGAGAACUUGCUGCCCAUAUGGUGCUGUGCUCAUAUUACCAAUUUGUUGGUGCAAGCAGGGCUUUCAGAAAAGGGGACAUAAUAGAUUCUGUUAGGCAGGGGAUUAAGUAUAUAGUGGCUUCUGAGAGGCGGUUGAAUGUAUUUAGUGAUAUAGCAAAGCGGUUGGACUUGGGUUGUAAUAAACUUAUUUUAGAUGUUCCUACUCGAUGGAAUAGCACCUACUUGAUGUUGAAAACUGCAAUUAGGUUCAAGGAAGUGUUUCCUAGAUACCAUAGAGUAGAGCAUGCUUUUCUGUGGGUGAUAAGUCCUGAACAGUGGGAUAAGGUUGAGAAUGUGAACAAAGUUUUAGCUGUUUUCAAUGAUGUGACCAAUGUUGUCUCUGGCAGUGACUACCCUACAUCCAAUCUGUUUCUACGUGAGGUGUGGAGAAUGAAAGAAAUUGUGGAUAUUAAGGCUGUAGAUAGGAAUGAAUAUAUAAGAUUAAUGGCAGCUAAGAUGAGUGAUAAAUUUGAUAAGUAUUGGGGUGAAUCUAAUAUGGUGAUGACCUUAGCUGCUGUGUUGGAUCCUAGAUACAAAAUGAAGUUGAUUAGGUUCUGUUGUCCUAUCAUUUAUCCACUUGAUGUUCGUGGUGAUAACAUAAAGGCCGUGCUGAAUACUUUAAAAGAAUUGUUUGAGGUUUAUGUUGCUGCCCAUAAUGCAUCUAUCAUUCAACAACAAGCAGCUCCUGAAGUCAGUGCUGCUACUACUACAGUUGCCUCUGUUACAGAGGUAGUUUCUGGUGGUAGAUCACGGUUUAGGCAACAUGUUAGAAGCAAUGACGUCAUCCGGCCCAUAAAAACUGAUUUGGAUGUUUAUCUUGAAGAAGAUGUAUUCAUUUUUGAUAGUGAGAAUGGUGAAGAUAGUGAUGCAAAAUUUGACGCUUUGGGAUGGUGA